CCGAGCGCGCCGGCUUCGAGGAAUCCGGGCUCUCCAGGCAGUGCUACAGCUUCGAAAGCGACCUCGCCUUUUCCUGCGUCUCAGGGCCCUCUUCUCAGCGGACCGGCCGCUUCUUAAAGGAGCCGCGCCCCCUUUCGGGCCAGUUCUCCGCAGGCCACGCCCCCUCGCUGGCCACUCUUAAAGGAGCCGCGUCCUCGUCUCUCUGA
Messenger RNA from Rangifer tarandus platyrhynchus (Svalbard reindeer), 206 nucleotides. Lineage: Eukaryota; Metazoa; Chordata; Mammalia; Artiodactyla; Cervidae. The record is from the annotation of a GenBank genome assembly.